Molecule: messenger RNA, 1194 nt
Organism: Miscanthus lutarioriparius
Lineage: Eukaryota; Viridiplantae; Streptophyta; Magnoliopsida; Poales; Poaceae
Source: the annotation of a GenBank genome assembly
AUGGCGCCGCACGCGCUGCUCCGCGCCGCCGCAUCCGAGCUCCGCCGCCGGGGGCGCCGUGCCCCUCUCCCCCUACCGGCGCUGUCGUCGCUCCUCUCCUCGCCGUCUCCACAGAGCCCAGCCUCCAGCCGCCCCGAUCCUAGCCCGCACGCCGACCGGCGCCACCUCAUCGCGCUCCGCCGGUGCCCGCCGCACCCGGCGUCCGCCGUCCUCGCCCCCGAGGUGCUCCACGGAAGGGUUCUCCUCCCAAGCCACUUCUCGCACGCCUCGCGGCUCUCCACCUCCUCGUCCUCUUCCGAACCCGCGGGCAAGGCCUCGCCGACGCCGCCGCUCACGUGGGUGGACAAGUGGGUACCGGAGGCGGCGCGGCCGUACGCCAUGCUCGCCCGCCUCGACAAGCCCAUCGGGACCUGGCUCCUCGCCUGGCCCUGCAUGUGGUCGAUCACAAUAGCAGCAAUGCCAGGGGAGUUGCCAGACUUGAAAAUGCUGGCACUCUUCGGAUGUGGAGCUGUCCUCCUCAGGGGGGCUGGUUGCACAGUGAAUGAUAUUCUCGAUCGCGACAUUGAUAAUAAGGUUGAGCGCACCAAAAGUAGGCCUUUUGCCUCAGGAGUGCUUACUCCUUUACAGGGAGUGGGCUUCCUUGGAAUUCAGCUCCUAUUGGGACUGGGCAUUCUUCUCCAAUUGAACAGCUAUAGUCGUAUUCUGGGGGCGUCUUCACUUUUUCUGGUCUUCUCGUAUCCCCUGAUGAAGAGGUUCACAUUUUGGCCUCAGGCUUAUCUUGGCCUGACAUUCAACUGGGGAGCUUUAUUAGGAUGGGCUGCUAUUAAGGAAAGCUUAGAGCCUGCAAUCAUCCUUCCAUUGUAUACCGCUGGUAUAUGCUGGACACUGGUGUAUGAUACUAUAUAUGCGCAUCAGGACAAAGAAGAUGACCUCAAAGUAGGAGUUAAGUCCACAGCAUUAAGAUUUGGAGAUUUGACCAAAUACUGGAUCAGUGGCUUUGGUGCGGCAUGCAUUGGCAGCUUAGCACUCAGUGGUUACAAUGCUGACCUUGGAUGGCCCUACUAUCCAUUUCUAGUAGCUGCAGCUGCACAGUUAGCGUGGCAGGUUUCAACUGUGGAUCUGUCUAGCCGCUCAGAUUGCAACAUGAAGUAUGUUCUUCUUGCUUGGAAUAUCCACUACCUAUUGCCAUUUUGA